AUGCUUCGAGUUGGCCCAAGCAAGAUCAGCCUUGAGGCUCGAGACCUGAAAUGGCACCAGGCAAAUAUUCAGAGACGGUUGAGCAAGCGCGCCCACGAAGCUGGACUCUACACAAAAGCGACCGUGACAAAUGACCCUGACCUCAAUCUUCAGGCGGAACGUUCUUUGACCAUACCUGCGAGAGCUCCUCUGACGCCUCCCACUCCCCCUACUGAAGUUGGAGAGGAAGAUGACGACGAAGACAUUAUCUCCAAGAAGCCUAUCCCUCCAGAGUCAAGCAAGUACUGGGAACAAAUUGUAGCUGAUGCUGGAGUCUCAGGCUCGGUCGAAAAUAUAUCUGCUGAGCCCUCAAUAUCAUUGAAGCACGCACGCCAAUCGCGAACAGCUUCGUCAGCAACCACUUUGAGCAACUCACUCAAUGAUUCCGACCAGGAGAACCAAGUUACAGGCGAAAAGCCACACGAAGGACCAUCAAGAUCCUCCGGCUCUCUCAAAUCUAGCCAUUUUCAUCAAGUGGAUGCCGAGUCCCUGGCGAGUAAGCAAAUACGCAAGUUUGCCAAGAGAAGUCUGUUUCCAUCCUUUCGUCACCGCAAACCGUGGAAUUUUGAUGGCCCGUACGAAACCAUGUCGCGAGCAUCCGCGCCCAUCCAAGAUGAGACAGGUGAAGAUUUGCAUGAUGACUUAUACGGCGAUUAUCAUGACCGUCGGACGUUCUCUACUAGCUGGCAAACAUUCGAAAGUGAACAAAGUAAUCGGAGUGCCCGUAGACAGAUGUCCACGACUUCAGUUACCGGAUCUCAUCCUAGCUUGCCCUCCCUCUUCAGUCCUGGCUUGCUAUCCCAACCACCUAGACGGCGACGAAAUAUGACGUAUAGACCUCCAACGGGGCUUCUCAAGCAGGUGGAGAACACGAUCUAA
This is a messenger RNA of Bacidia gigantensis, 918 nucleotides long. RefSeq lists its product as uncharacterized. The transcript has 3 exons. The record is from RefSeq and is a predicted model, not a curated record. NCBI's taxonomy places the organism in Eukaryota, Fungi, Ascomycota, Lecanoromycetes, Lecanorales, Ramalinaceae. The coding region runs from base 1 to 918 and encodes 305 amino acids.